Molecule: messenger RNA, 8614 nt
Organism: Mya arenaria
Lineage: Eukaryota; Metazoa; Mollusca; Bivalvia; Myida; Myidae
Product: receptor-type tyrosine-protein phosphatase eta-like
Exons: 42
Coding region: 407-7525 (2372 amino acids)
Biological process (GO): protein dephosphorylation
Molecular function (GO): protein tyrosine phosphatase activity; protein binding
Source: RefSeq, a predicted model, not a curated record
GUUUUAGCUUCCUCGUUAUUAUUAUAAUUCUAUCGUCACUUUCAAGUUGUGUAAGUUUAUUGGUUUGGAUGUAUAAAAUGAUCUUCCGCCUUGCGAAUGUCGUUGAAGUUUGAUACGCAUUGUCAUCUACUAACACUGGAGUGUUUAUCAUAUCAGUUGAAACAGUUUGAAUCGCCGUUAUCAGUAAUAUUGUGUUCAUAUGAAUCAAAAUAGUGAAAAACAUGUUAUGUAGUGUGGGCAUUUAACAAAUUUAUAGACAAUUGUUUCACAAGUUAGUAAAGCGAUGUAAAAUAGAAAGGAUUUUCUCAUGUUUGAAAUGAAAGGAACGUGUAAUUAUUUAUAUAACUGAAGCUCUGCCUGUUGAAAUAAUCUCUCGUCAGGGAUUAUCUUACCAAAUCCAGCCAAGAUGAACUUCACUACUUUGAUGGUUGUGAUUUUGGGUAUAUCGAUAUUGGUGUUUGGUGCGGAGCAAAACACAUCAACAGCACCAACAGAUGAAAACAGAACAACAGCGUCACCAGGGUCGCCGACAAACAAAACAUCAGAAGUGUCGUCAACAACAACAACAACAACAACAACAACAUCUCCAUCGACUGAUACACCUGAUUGUGGAAGCCUGAAAAACAUUUCAAAUGGCAAGCUAACCAGACAUAACGUCACAACGGUCGGUGGAGUAGCCACACUUGUGUGUAAUGAAGGAUAUAAUAUCACCGGAGAUGGAACGAUAUCCUGUAUGGCGAAUGGGAGUUGGUCACCAAGUCCGACCUGUAAAAUAAAAGAUUGUGGAAGCCUGAAAAACAUUUCAAAUGGCAAGCUAACCAGACCUAACGUCACAACGGUCGGUGGAGUAGCCACACUUGUGUGUAAUGAAGGAUAUAAUAUCACUGGAGAUGGAACGAUAUCCUGUAUGGCGAAUGGGAGUUGGUCACCAAGUCCGACCUGUAAAAUAAAAGACUGUGGCGUUUUUCCGCAUAAAGACAACAUCAACGUAUCAUACCCUGAAGGUUCUUCAUACCAAGCUAAUGCGACUGUUACUUGUGUACCUGGCUACGAGAUCAACAACACAGGAGGAGAGAAAACACAAUACGUCACAUGCCUAAACGACGGGAAUUGGAGUAUACCGAAAGGUUGUGUAAAGAAAGACUGUGGCGUUAUUCCGCAUAAAGACAACAUCAACGUAUCAUACCCUGAAGGUUCUUCAUACCAAGCUAAUGCGACUGUUACUUGUGUACCUGGCUACAAGAUCAAUAACACAGGAGGAGAGGAAACACAAUACGUCACAUGCCUAAACGACGGGAAUUGGAGUAUACCGAAAGGUUGUGUAAAGAAAGACUGUGGCGUUAUUCCGCAUAAAGACAACAUCAACGUAUCAUACCCUGAAGGUUCUUCAUACCAAGCUAAUGCGACUGUUACUUGUGUACCUGGCUACAAGAUCAAUAACACAGGAGGAGAGGAAACACAAUACGUCACAUGCCUAAACGACGGGAAUUGGAGUAUACCGAAAGGUUGUGUAAAGAAAGACUGUGACGAUAUUCCGCAUAAAGACAACAUCAACGUAUCAUACCCUGAAGGUUCUUCAUACCAAGCUAAUGCGACUGUUACUUGUGUACCUGGCUACGAGAUCAAUAACACAGGAGGAGAGGAAACACAAUACGUCACAUGCCUAAACGACGGGAAUUGGAGUAUACCGAAAGGUUGUGUAAAGAAAGAAAUACAGUUUAAUGAAUCAUGCACACCAGUUGAUGGACUAAAUCUUUGCAUCACUGACAAUGCAGUAUGCAGGAAAGAGGAGGACAGGGGUUACACGUGUGUAUGUAAAGAGACUGCUCCUUAUUUUUACAACAACGCCUGUAUUGCGGGUCUGAAUAUAACCGUUACAGGCAUAAACUGCUUUGUAAGUGGAAACCAAGUAUUAGGACCUGCUUCUAACUCAAUAAUGAUAGCUUGUACUAGUCCUUCGAUCUCCGAAGAUACAUUCGAUGGCUACAACGUGCGCAUAGUUAACAGUACAAGGCAGUGGAGUUUCGUCAGAAAGGAGAACACUAAUAAUAUAUUAGACAAUUUAAAAGCAGGAGAAAUAUAUCACAUAGAAAUAUUUCCGUCAAAAGAUUCUAUCCCUAGCAUAGAAAGGAAAACUAUUGAAGGAGUAACAAGACCAACAAGUGAAGCAAACUGGAGUUUACGUUCUAUUGAUACCAGUUGGUUUUUAUUUGAAAACAAUGACACAUCUGCCGAUCCACUGAAAACAUAUAGUGUUGAACUUAAUACAACGGAUAUUAAUUUUUCUACAAAUUGUUCAUCAAAAACCGAAAGGGAAGAAACUACAAUUUGUUCGAUACUUCAAAACGAGUCCUAUCUUAACAUUUCGAAACUCAUUUCAGGCAGUUCUUAUGAAAUACAGAUAUUUUCUCAAAUUAAGUUCAACGGUAUAGAUAUUAAAAGCAAUACACCUCAGUUCUUCGUCAACUACACAGUUCCUGAAUUGCCUGAUGUUAUUAAUAUUCCUCUUGGCAAUAUUACCCAUGACAGCUUCAUCGUUUCAUUCGAAAGUAAUGGCAACAAUAGAUUCACAUAUUGGAGUGUAGUUGUGAUCAACAGUGAAACAGGGAAAUGGGUAGCAGAAGACACCCGUCCUUCUGACGUCAAAGCACUGCAGAUAUCAACAAAUAUCACCUCUUCAACAUUUUACGUGGUUCAGGUCCAGACGCAUGUUCCAAUGCAAUCCAGCGAUUUGUUUAACACAACUUUCAAUACAAGACCUCGGCGACCAAACAGUGGCGUUCUGGUGAAAGCAAAUGUGACCGAACGUGAGAUAACGUUAUACAUAAAGGAAAGUGAAGAAGAGCGUUUUGAUUAUUAUUCUUUGAUCAUUACCAGUACAGAUAAAGCCUUGUUUUCACUCACUGGCCCUUCAAAUGUUUCUUGUGAGCAAAUCGGAAAUAACUGCACAUUCCCACGAACCGCCAAUUUUUCGACGGAAGUAACAGUAAAGAAACUAAAUUCCGGGAAAUUUUACUCAAUACAUCUUUAUUCAAUUUUUAAUGGACUGCCAAGCCUUGAAUCACAGGAUUUGUCUUCGUACACAGUGCCUGCCUUGCCGCAUUUCAUUGUCGAAAAUAUAUCAUCAAAUGGCUUCUUCGUGGGUUUUAACGAGACGCAAACAAAUUUUCUCUGGUGGAAUAUAAUCGGUAUUGAAGAAACUUCAAACAAAGUACCACGAUCUAGCCUUUCGUACAAGUUUGAAAACCUGCUUUCGGGUCAUCAAUACGAUCUCGAAAUAUAUACCGAAGUUGAUGGUUUUAUUUCAUUGAAGAAUUAUACAGAAACCGUCUUCACUUUGCCUUCAACGCCUUCGCUGCUUGAAUUCCCGAUCGAAUAUGUAAAAGAGAACAGUUUCAAAGCAAACAUCACAGUGCCAAAUACAAGAUUCGACAAUCUGAGUAUUAAAGUCUGUGAGGAUUUAGAACCGUCCACCUGUUACACCAGAGAAGUUAACAACACUUAUUUUAAUGGCCACGACAGUGUAACGAAGCUUUUGUCUUUUGAGAACUUAUCGUCAGCUACAAAUUACAGCGUAACUGCUAAAACUGGAUUAGCAAACGGCGUGAACAGCGUUACAUCAUUCGUAUAUUACAUGAAUACAGCUCCUGUACCUCCAAGAGUGCAUUUGGAGUAUGUAGAGGAAACUUUGAUUGAAUUGAAUGUAACUGGAAACACAGAACUAAAAAUUGAUAAGUACUGCAUACAAUUGAAUACAUCGAAUUGCUAUAAGAUAGAUGUUGACACACCUGGAACCAUUAUUAUUUCGAACUUACAAGCUGGUCAAAACUACUCCCUGAAAGUUUAUACUGUUUGGAAUGAUAUUGAAAGUGAACGAUUUAAAGAAAUCGAGACAUAUACGAAACCUAAUCCAGUUAAGGCGGACGAAAUAGACGUUGAUGUGGUAACUAAUUCAACUCUAUCUGUUGUCUGGAACAAACCCCCAGCAUAUACGCACGGAUACGAACUACAAUGGAAUUGUGAAAGCCCAAAUAUUGGCACAAAUAUGGAAAAUGAUCAGGCUCAAAAUGUCAAGUUGUUAUCAGCUACUGUUUCCAAUCUUGAUCCAGGAACGUUUUGCAAUGUUACAAUUACGGCAUAUAUAAUAAACUAUGACAACGCUACUCUUCAAGCAAUGGGUGUUUUCAAAGUUAUUUUAAACAGCACAUUGGAAGAAGCUCCGGGAAUCCCAGAGUCGAUAGAAAACACAGAUUUGACAUCAAGAACAAGCACAAUUGAGUUGCAAGAGCCCAAUAAAAGAAAUGGUAUUCUUCGAAGAUAUGAUAUUUGGGUCCUUAACAAUGAAACAGAGACAUGUGAACAAUUGAUGACGUACAAGUGUACGGACUGUGACGGAUCUUCGCCAAAUGCUUCAAAUUCGGUUCCAAACACGUGUAUCAAAUCGCAUUCUGAAAUGUUCUCUAAAAGAGACGCGACUUUGUCUUGGAAAAUUCAACAGCUUCACCCAUUCCGAGAUUACUCAGCGCAUGUUGUUGUUUACACGACUAAACCAGGAGGUGUUUCGGCAAUAACGUUUGAGACACAUGAAGACGUUCCCGGUAAGCCAGUGGGACUCAAUGCAAGCACGACCCACGACUCGUAUUCUCUUCAAUGGAGUCCUCCAGAGGAACGCAAUGGCAUUGUGCUUAACUACACUGUUAAGGCUGCUUACUAUGAACACGCAUGUGGAGGUUUUGGCCCUCUGCAAGUUGAACGUUAUGGCGUCGAAUUAGAUCCGAAAACAAAGUUCACUCAGAACGGGCUGCAUGCAUAUUGGCAAUACAAUCUUACAGUAGAAGCAACUAAUGCAAUUGCCACAGGAAAACCGUCUGAAUUUAUAUCAGUUAGGACAAAGGAGACAAACCCUGGAUCAGUACAACAACUUAAUUACCAAGAUGUUUCUUCAAAAAGUGUUGGCGUGUCCUGGACAAAGCCUUGUUUUGCAAAUGGAAUACUAACGGGAUAUUCAGUUAACAUAACAAAAUUGUUAUCACAAGGACAAGAAGAAAAUUCGUAUACUAAAUCAUACAAAAUAGAUGUAGCCAACGAUUCAACGUCCAUAUAUGAUUUACUCCCAUACAGAAGCUACAAGGUUGAAGUGUAUGCUUUAAAUAGCGCAGGUGAUGGCGAAUUAUCGAAUGUUUCGUUCCGGACGAAAAUUGACUAUCCAGACAAACCAAUCAAGGUGUCCACAAAAAAUAAAACCUCGUCAUCUCUCCUGAUUGAAUGGGAAAAGGCUGUCCAUUUUAAUGGUCCAACUAAGUACAUAGUACAUAUAAACGAUUCAGUGAAUGGUUCCAUUAGAAUUCAGUCGUGCAAAACUAGUGUUAGUAAUUGGACGGACACGCUGGCAACCGAUUGCAAUGUGCCUGGUCUUGACGCUUACUGGGAAUACGACAUCGUUGUUGACGCAAUUACGUUUGAGGAAGGUUUUGGCGAAUUAAUAGAAAGCUCGGAAAGGAAAACAUUUCGAACUGCCGACGCCGUUCCUGGACCUGUAGCACAAUUCGAUGUAACACCAGAACAGAAUGUGUUGGAGGAAAGGAACUUUCAUAUUGACUGGAAAAAGCCUAUUGCUAGGGACUUAAACGGCGUCCUAACAGGAUUUGUAAUUCACUAUCAAAGUGAAAAGAUUGAGGUACGUGUUGGUCCAAACACAACAAGCAAGACGUUAUACCGCAAUGUAAUUGGUAGCUACAAUGUGUCGAUACAAGCACGUACAAGUGUAGGGCCUGGUGCAGCUGUCCAUAAAGAGAUCACGGUGAACCCUGGAGCUCCGAUAAAAGUUGACGAAAGCAAGAAUCCAUUGAUGCUAAAGGCGUCCGUGUCUGUUGACGAUGACGAGAAGCAGAUAGCAGUUACUCUUCCACUUGCAGAGUUUCUUUGCAAUAGGACUAAUGGUCCACCAACUAUGUGGGGCAUUGUAGUUGCAGAAGCAGAUGAGGCAGCUACAGAUACCGCAUUUGCUGGUAAAAGAAACGACUUUCAAAAGAAGAUCGAUGACAUAUACAAGACCUGGUUUCAAGUAGACGGCUUAAACAAUAUCCCCCCAUAUAUUGUCACAAAGCCAAAUUGGAAGCCACCAUGCUCAAACAAGAAUCGGCGAAAGCGUUCUGCAACAGAUGAUUCGAACAUAUAUGUCAUUGGAAAUGACGUGUGUCAUGGUUCUUCUACUACAAAGGAAUAUUGCAAUGGGCCUUUACCUGAUGGACGCUCUUUCAAAGUAAAAUCCUUUGUUUGUACGGACUACGGCUGCAGUGAAUCUGUAUACUCACAACCGAUAGAAACAGUGAAAAUACUCGUAAAAGAGCCUAAUAUGACAGCGGCAUUUGUGGGCGGAGCAGUAUCAGCGGUUGUUGUUCUGGUCCUAGUUGUAUUGGUGAUCUUCUUUAUGAGACGAAGACAGGCAGCGUGUUUCAAAAAGGACACAGAAAGCAUUUCACAUACUUCCAGUGACCAAUUCGGUGAAAUGGGGACAAUGCAAACAAGGGAAAAACCUGUUGCUGUUUACAAACCGGGUCCAGUUAAACUUACUGAGUUUCCAGACUUUGUAGAGAAAAUGCACAAGGACAGUGAUCUUCUCUUUGCUGAUGCUUACAAGGCUAUCAAGGAAAAAAGCCCUAAACAUCCUUGUACAGUUGCUGAAUCUCAGAACUGCAGAGCGAAAAAUCGAUAUACCAACAUUCUGUCAUUUGACCACUCUCGAGUAAAACUUCGGCCGUCCGACGAUGUUGACGGAUCCGACUUUAUAAAUGCAAAUUACAUACCGGGCUACACAUCCCCACGCGAGUAUAUUGCCACCCAGGGUCCGAUGCUGGCGACGUUUGACGAUUUCUGGCGAAUGGUGUGGGAGCAAAAUGUGGACACGAUUGUCAUGCUGACGAAGCUCGUGGAAAAAGGAAGGAUUAAGUGUGAUAAGUACUGGCCGGACGUGAACGAACCAGUUUAUUACGGGGACCUGGUUGUCUCGGUGACGUCAGAGUCUAACCUCUCCGACUACACACUUAGAAUAUUCGAAAUAAAAAUGAAGGGGGAACGGCGUUCUGUCCGUCAGUUCGCUUACUUGAAGUGGCCAGAUAUGGGCUGCCCUGAGGAUCCGGAAAUGCUUCUGGAGUUCGUAAAGUCAGUGAAAGAGCACAACAAGCGUCCAGGUGGCGCACAAAAUGCUGGGCCCAUGAUUGUGCACUGCAGCGCUGGUGUGGGUCGGACGGGAACGUUUAUCGUGGUGGACCACGUACUGCAGCACAUUCGAGACCAUGACGAAGUAGACGUAUACAAACUUGUGCUUGAUAUGAGGAACCACCGAUGCAACAUGGUCCAAACUGAGGACCAGUUCAUCUAUAUCCACGAGUGUCUGAAGGCGUUUAUAACCACUGACGAGGAUGAGGAGGAGGAGGAGCCGGAAGAUGAACACCUGUACGAAAAUACACGAAUGGGGGAAGAUAAUAUCUACGAAAACACGGCAUAUCAGAACGAUUCAUUAUAAAAACAUUCUGACAAAUGCGCGCAACGGCAGCUAAAGCUGAAUUUAUCUAGACACUACAAAACAGUAAUGAGAGCAUCCAUGAACUUUCCAUUCUACAGUGAUAUAUCGGCUUACAGUUUGAUAUGUUUUGAAAUUUUAAAUGCAUUCGUUUCGUUUGUAUUAAAAUGAUGUUGUGAAUCAACAACUCUUCGAUGUAUAUUAAGCAGUGUUAAGCUUUGGUAUACUGCCUUCAUUUUAAUACAUUCAUUUGAUAUUGUUUUCCAUGAAAUCGGUAUUUACAUUUCUUUCUUCGCUUCUUCUUACGUUAUUCUUUCCAUAUUUAUAUGUACGUGUGAUAUGUGCCAUUAUUGAACUGUUUUAAUGUAAGUUAAUUGCAACGAUGCUAUCUACGCCUUGCUUGUGUAAGGUCAAAGACAAAGAAACAAGCAUACAAGUCAAUAUGAUAAUUGUUUUUUGAUAACAAAAUAUUUGGUUAAAUCACAAAUAAUAUUAAAAGUUAAAUAUGCAAACUAUUUUUGUUAUGUUAUUUUUAAAUAAAAUCAGCUUUAAGUAAUUGCAAGUAAGAUGAGAAACAAUGCGAAAAUAUGCUUGAGUUCAUCAAUUAAAAUGUAUUCGAGUUCACUACAGCACAUUUUCAUAAAUCGGGGCUCAUAUAUUUCCUCUAAAUUUAAUCAAGACACAAAGCGUGAAAGAGUCUGUGUACGGUUUCUCUUACACACAAACAAAACAAAGUGGGCAGGUGGAAUUUGGCAAAAUUUGCAUUCAUUUAUCAACUUUGUCUUUGUUAAUUUUGACUUUUUUGAAUAUGAAGAUUACUCAGAAAACCCGUUUUAUAUUGUCCACAUAAGAUCCAGCCUUCCUAUUGCCUUAUGUCUUGUAUCAUUGUAUAAAUUAUGUGUGUUUAUUUAUCACAAGAAACUUUAAAGUUUACGUAGUUAAAUUCGUUUCUUUUCUUCUCUGUUCUGUGUCAAACUUUAAAUGCUUUUUAAUGUGAUUCUUUGAUUAUUUAAUUCGCAAAUAAUGUCUCUAAGUAUAAUAAUGAUGAAAUAAAACAUAUUCUUACUUUGCAUAAUAAAUGGAUUCAACAGA